Messenger RNA from Cyprinodon tularosa, 964 nucleotides. It is a transcript of the gene cfap144, whose product is annotated as family with sequence similarity 183 member A. The coding region runs from base 72 to 431 and encodes 119 amino acids. The record is from RefSeq and is a predicted model, not a curated record. The transcript is spliced from 4 exons. NCBI's taxonomy places the organism in Eukaryota, Metazoa, Chordata, Actinopteri, Cyprinodontiformes, Cyprinodontidae. Gene Ontology annotation, cellular component: ciliary base.
GCCUAGCAACGCAGAGGUUGUCAACAAAGAAUUUCUCUCGGUUUCCGAAUAUACGCAAUAGUAACGGGAAAAUGGAUUGCAUUCUUAAAAACCUAGCUCUCGUGGAACUUAUAAAGAAAGAGGAAAGAUAUUACAAACUGCAAACUGAGGUCACCGUCAAUCCUUUUAGGAAAGUACAUGUCCUCGCAGAUAAACCCAUGUCCAGAAAACCACCUGACGAAACACCAGAGGACACUGCCUUUCUUGAGGCUUACAGAAGGGCCCGUCUGGAACCCAAUAAGAAAUAUCCCUUGCCUCUCACUGAAAGUCAAGAGAUUGGAUGGUUUUCCAAUGAACUGAUGGAAAAGAACAUUCAAGACCCGCGAUUCGACUUCCGGAGGCGCAAGACAGAUAUCACAGACACUCAAAAUCUCAAACUACGCUCAAAAUAGACCUAAAAAAGUGAUUUAUUUUAUUCUUCCAAGUCUUUUUUUCCUUCUUCCAAAAAGGCAUCUUUGCAAGGUAAAUCCCAAGUCAAAGCAAAUUACAUAUUGAUCACACUAAUGAACUAUAAAGGACAAAACUGACAGCAGCUCAUAAACCAAAUGUCAUGUCAGAUAAGACAGAAUCAAUUAAGCCACGGAGCUGAAUGAGGAAAAUAAAACAAUUUCCCAAAAUUCAGAAUACACGGUAUCCAUUAGACAGUCCAGGGACCAGAGCAGAUACUGAAGAGAAAUUUUAUGAUAAACAUAUUCCAUGUUUUUUUUUUUUUUUAAGUUUCCAAGAUGCGUGGAGUACAACACUGCUGUACUUUAUACAGGCACAAUGCAGUUCCAUUUGUGUCUUGAUAGGACCCAGCUCUAAGUGUUUUUAAAAGGGAUUCAUGUUGUCUACAUCCAUUCAGAAAUCCACAUUUAAUAAUUCUGUAUAAAAUAUAUACAUGUAACCACAGUCUGGAUUGCACAGUCAUGCUUAAUCCUGUCCA